Molecule: messenger RNA, 834 nt
Organism: Polypterus senegalus (gray bichir)
Lineage: Eukaryota; Metazoa; Chordata; Cladistia; Polypteriformes; Polypteridae
Product: olfactory receptor 2AT4-like
Exons: 1
Coding region: 34-834 (266 amino acids)
Biological process (GO): G protein-coupled receptor signaling pathway
Cellular component (GO): membrane
Molecular function (GO): G protein-coupled receptor activity; olfactory receptor activity
Source: RefSeq, a predicted model, not a curated record
UUAGUUGUAGCCGAUCAGCGUCUUCACACAGCAAUGUAUAUUUUUCUCUGGAAUUUAGCUCUGUUAGAUGUAUUAAUGGCCGUAUCACUCAUACCAAAGCUGCUCUCUGUAUUUCUGUCACAUAAAACUUUGUCCUUUACAGAAUGUUUUGUACAAAUGUAUUUUGUGAUAUGUUUUGGAGCAACUGAAAUUUUCUUGGUGGCAGCAAUGGCUUAUGACCGCUAUGUUGCAGUUGUGAAACCUCUGCAUUACAAUGUCAUUAUAAAUUUUAAAACUUGUUUAACAAUUGUAGCAUCUGUUUGGAUUUCUGGCAUCAUGAUACCCACUAUAACAGUCAUACCUGUUGCCUUUCUGCCAUACUGUGCUUCCAAGGAAAUCAUGCAUUGCUUUUGUGAUUUUCCAGCUGUGAUAUCAUUAGCUUGUGCCGAUGUUACAUUUUACUCUAAUUUCAUGUUCUGCCUUGCUAUGGUUGGUGUCUAUGGACCUCUUCUGUUUGUUCUGUGGACUUAUUGUAGAAUAGUCUACUCAGUAAUUAAACUCAAGUCUGCAGAAAGCAGGAAGAAGGCAUUUUCUAUGUGCAUCUCUCACGUGAUUAUAGUUCUGAUGUACUACCUUUCCUGUGCUAUGGUCUACAUAGGGCUAAGAAUCAACAACAUCUCUUAUGAUGGACGCAUUUUCAUAGGAGGCUUGAAUUAUUUUUUUACCCCCAUGGUGAACCCAAUCAUUUAUAGUUUGCGAAAUGAGCAAAUAAAAGCUGCAGCACAAAAAUAUCUGAAUUUGUACACACUUUUUCAUAGAAUGGACAAAAUGCCAUUAGCAAUUCAUAGAACGUAG